Messenger RNA from Propithecus coquereli (Coquerel's sifaka), 319 nucleotides. RefSeq names its product chromosome unknown open reading frame, human C9orf92. NCBI's taxonomy places the organism in Eukaryota, Metazoa, Chordata, Mammalia, Primates, Indriidae. The record is from RefSeq and is a predicted model, not a curated record.
AUGAGGGCAGUCCAUGUGGAUUUCGGAGUACCUGACACGAGAAAGGAGAUAUCUAAUUUUCAGAGAACAAGGGAAAGGGAAAAAGAUAGAUGUUCCUUGGACAUAUACUAUGUGACAAACACUGUCCACGGCACUGCACAUCUCUGUGUUGGAAAGAGGAUGCAGCCGUCUCCAGCCCCAACAGGGAAGGGUGGAAAAUGCUGCACUGUGCAUGGACUCACAAGGAGGAUACAUAAUGUACAGCCGAAUCUGCAAUCUCCUAUUUUGUCAGCUGCUUGUGUUGAUUAAAACUUCAAUAAAGAUCCUGUGAUAAAACAGA